AUCGGAUUUUCCUAACCUAACAAACAAUCAAAAUUCCAAUGUAUGCGUCAUGCGUGGGUAAAAUAAUCCGCAGUAUUCUGUAAGCAGAAUCAAUUAUCAAACGCACAAGUGGCACGAACGCGUCCGUGGAGCCAAACCCUUCCGUCGCCAACCCGCUCUCUCCCACCUUUCCGGCUCCGGUGCUCGUCGACGGGAAACAGAAGCGUCCUGAUCUACGAUACAUCGCCGACGAAGGUGGCAGUGGCGGGUGGGGAUUUCCUGAAGGGAAGAAAAAGAUGCUUGAAAUUCCUCCCACGGAUUCGACAGUCACCGCCAGCAUUGCUACUGUUAAGAGAUAUGCACCUCCCAACCAGCGGAAUCGCUGUAUUGGAAGGCGCAAAUCUGGUGUAGAUCGACUUGAAAGAGCAAAUAGUUAUGCUAGUGAUGGUGAGAAAAACCAAAACAGCAUACUUAGAACCAUGUCCAGUAUAGAUCAUCAUGGGGAUACAGGAGGCAACUAUCGCACCAAUGAAGACCGUCGUUCUGGUGGAGCAGCAUUAAAUUUAAUAUCAUUAAAUGGGUGUUGCAACAGUGAAGUCGUUCAGUUAUUGAAUGAUCGCUGGGUGGCUGCCAUGAGUUUGUAUAAUAGCUUACCUGAAGGUUCACCUGAAAAGCCAGUCAUGUACACCAGAAAAAACACAUCACCUUGGAGGCUUCCCCAUCAGAUGCAUGGUGCAGGAUUUGGGCCUUCUGCUGGGUUGCAAAGAGAUUUCUUAAGCGAACUUUGGCAGGCUAUGCCCAAGCAGAAUUCCAGUUCUAAGUAAACAAGGCUUGAAACCUGAAAUUGUCAGCAUCUUAAUCCUUCAUAAUGUGCAAUUAGAUGUUUAUUGUAAAUUACAUAUGCCUCGUUACUUCUGUUAUUUUAAAUGUAUUGGGGAAAGCGGAGCUUCCUACCAUUCAUAACUCAAUGACUGCCUCUUAAUAAAACUGAAAGGCAGUGAGUGCUAGGAAAUAAGGAGAGUUACUCCUCCGAUCCAUAUUUGUCAUAUUUAAUCAUUUAAUCCAUUCUAUACUGGUGUGCAA
This is a messenger RNA of Cuscuta epithymum, 1062 nucleotides long. Lineage: Eukaryota; Viridiplantae; Streptophyta; Magnoliopsida; Solanales; Convolvulaceae. The record is from the annotation of a GenBank genome assembly.